AUGAAUGAUACUAGCAAUAUGAACAGUGGUAAUACCGGUGGCGUAUGUUCAUCGUGUCUUAAAGAAAUGCCUAUUGUUAUGGCAUCCUCAUCAAAUAAUCCCUUAUCUAAACUCUGCUCGAAUUGUAUGACAGAAUUUGUUGAUCAACAACGUUUUUCUUCUGAUAUGAACAAUAAAUUUCCACUUUUACCUCCCACACAACCAUUAUUAAAUAAUCAACAACAGCAACAACAACAACAACAAGCUCAAUCAAUAUUUCAACCGCAUUUUUCAUCAUUACCAUCUUCAUCAGCAUCAUCAACUUCAUCAUCUGUAUCAUCAAAUCGUCGUUUAAGUGCAUUUGAUCCAUUUGCAUCCGGUAAUAUUUCUCAAAACCUAAUGCACCAUCCAUUAACAGAUUUAAAUAAUACAUAUUCUCCAUUAAUAUCAACAAAUUUUAAAACUGAUUUUGAUUUGACAACAGCAACAACAACAACAAAUGAUUUUAUGCGUUUUUUUCCUAAUUUUCUUAAUGGAAAUAAUCAUAAUAGUGAUCGUGAUAGUCCAGCAAGUAGUAUUCAAAGUAAUGACUUAUCUCAAACAUUAUUUUCUCGUCAACAAUCAACAAUAUCUUCAUCACCAUUAAAUCGUAUAUCAACAAAUGAUCGUCCAUCAUCAUUUUGUUGUUUUGCUAAUAAUCCACCAUAUACAUAUUGUCUUGAUUGUGAAACAUCUUUAUGUGAAAAAUGUGCAUUAACACAUCCAAAAAUUCUUAGUUUUAAAGAUCAUCGACAACAAUUAUUAACUUCACAAUUUAAUAAUAGUCGAUCUACUAUUGGACAACAAUCACCAUUAUCCAAUACUGUUCGUUUACCACAACAAUCUUCAUUAGAUUUUUCUUUAAAUCGUUCACCAUCAUUAAAUAAUUCUUCAAAUGAUUUUUCAUCAUUAUUUGGUUCAGUUUUUUCUCAACUUUCAUUAAAUAAUACAAAUAAUGAAAAUUUAACAAUUAAUAAUUCAUCUUUAUCUUCAUCAACAACAAUUUUUUGUCAUGAACAUUCGAAUUUGAAAGCAUCAUAUUAUUGUGAUAUAUGUUCACAUGCAUAUUGUCAUGAAUGUCAAAUACAUCAUGCUCAACAACAUACAUUAUCAUCAUUACAAGAUACAAUUGAUAGUGCACGACAAUUAACAAAACAAUUUUUAAUUGAGUCACAAACAUUAUUAUAUCAUUUAGAUGAAUCCUUAAAACAAUCAACACGUACAAUUGAAAAUAUUUCAAUAAAAAGUUCCACUAUUGAAAAUGAAAUACGUACGAUGAUUAAAUAUUUUCUUGAUAUACUUUCACAACGACAAGAUUUUCUAUUAAAAAAUAUUGAUAAAAUACAAACAAUUAAAACACAAACAUUACAAAAACAAAUCAAUGAAAUUAAUCAAGUUAUUAAACAAUUACAUUUAACUAUUCUUGAUUGUAAUGAAUGUUUAAAAAAUGGUAACGAUGCUGAUCUUAUUCGUACACGUAAUCGUCUAUGGAAUGAAAUAAUUAAAAUGAAACAAACAUUAUUAUUAUAUUUAAAACCAAUUGAAGAUGAUUAUAUACAAUUUCAAGGUUCAACAACAACAAUAAAUAAAUCAUUAAUAAAUUAUGGUCAAUUAAUAACAUCAACUUAUCCAUCAUUAUGUGAAUUAUAUGGUGAUUCACUUUAUAAUACAAUACGAAAUCGUUUAAAUGUAUUAAAUUUACAAACACGUAAUCAUUUAGGUGAAUUACGUACAACAGGUGGUGAUAAUAUUCAAUGUUGUUUAAUUGAUACAGGUAAUAAUCAAACAGUACCAUGUGAAAUAUAUGAUCGUCAAAAUGGACAAUAUUUUAUAACAUAUAUAGCACAAAGUGAUAAUUUACAUAUAUUAAAUGUGUAUGUAAAUAAUUCACCAAUAAAAGAUAAUCCAUUUCGUAUUGAAAUAAAACAAAAUCGUAAUUAUACAACUAUUGGUUUAAAAUUAGAAUUUGAAAUUGGUGGUGAAGGUGAUGAAGAUGGUAAAUUAUGUCGACCAUGGGGUGUGUGUUGUGAUAAUCAAUCAAAUAUAAUUGUUGCUGAUCGUUCAAAUAAUCGCAUACAAAUAUUUAAUAAAUACGGACAAUUUCUUAGAAAAUUUGGUACACAAGGAAAUCGUCCUGGACAAUUUGAUCGACCAGCUGGUGUUGCAUUUGAUAAGCAAUUAAAUCGUAUUAUUGUUACAGAUAAAGAUAAUCAUCGUAUACAAAUAUUUACAUCUAUUGGAGAAUAUAUAUUUAAAUUUGGUGAAAAAGGUACUAAACCCGGUCAAUUUAAUUAUCCAUGGGAUGUAGCUAUAUCAUCAACAUCACAAAUUUUAAUAUCAGAUACACGUAAUCAUCGUAUACAAUUAUUUUCUAAAGAUGGUUUAUUUUUACGUAAAUAUGGUUUUGAUGGUCCUGUAUGGAAACAAUUUGAUUCACCACGUGGUGUUGUAUUUACACAUGCUGGUCAUAUAAUUGUAUCAGAUUUUAAUAAUCAUCGGCUAUUAUUUUUAUCAUCAGAUUUUCAAAAUGCACGUUUUCUUGGUAGUGAAGGUUCAUCUAAUGGACAAUUUCUUCGUCCACAAGGUGUUGAUGUUGAUGCUGAAGGAAAUAUUUUAGUUGCUGAUUCAAGAAAUUAUCGUGUACAAAUUUUUUCACCACAAGGUAUUUUUAAAACAAAAUUCGGUACGCAAGGUUCAAGUCCUUUACAAAUGGAUAGACCUAGUGGAUUAUGUGUUACACCUGAAGGUCUUGUUCUUGUUGUUGAUUUCGGUAAUAAUCGUAUUCUUGCCUUUUAA
Molecule: messenger RNA, 2814 nt
Organism: Rotaria sp. Silwood2
Lineage: Eukaryota; Metazoa; Rotifera; Eurotatoria; Philodinida; Philodinidae
Source: the annotation of a GenBank genome assembly